CUGCUGGCACCAGGAGAACUUCAGAUACUACCAGUAUAUCAUUCGACACGACAUUCGAGGUGAGAGAUCUCAAAACACACAUUAUACCGUCGCAAGAGUACCAGCAGCCGGUUCCUUUGCAAGCCAGCACUCGGACCGCCAGCCAACGCUCGGCUAUCAUAUCCGCCACUCCCCCAAAACCAAAACCAAAAACGACCAUGGCACCACAUUUCCAAACCAAGUCCAAAUCCCUCGAUCUCAGCCAGAACCGGGCGCUGAAAAUCGUCUCGGCGGCCGCUCAAGGAGGCUACGCGGUACCGGCGCUAUGCUGCUACAACGUGGAAGCGAUCAUCGCCUCUGUGCGCGCGGCCGAAGCCAAACGGUCUCCCAUGAUCAUCCAACUGUUUCCCUGGGCCGUGACAUACGCCGACGGCCUGCUGGUGCACGCGGCCGCCGAAGCGGCCGACAACGCCUCGGUGCCUGUGGCCGUGCACAUGGACCACGCGCAGAGUCCCGAGAUGGUCAAGCGGGCCGCGGACCUGGGCGGGUUCGACGGCAUCAUGGUCGACAUGUCGCACUACGAGAAGGAGGAGAACUUCGCCAAAACGCGAGAGUUGGUCGCGUACUGUAACGCCCGGGGCAUCAUCACGGAAGCCGAACCGGGACGCAUCGAGGGCGGCGAGGACGGCGUGGGCGACACGGCCGACUUCGCGCUGCAGGGCUUGCUUACCAGCCCGGAACAGGCCGAGGAGUUCGUCGGGUUGGGCAUCAAUUGGCUGGCGCCCGCGUUCGGCAACGUGCACGGCAAGUAUGGCCCCAAGGGGCCGCAGCUGGACUAUGACCGCCUCAAAGCUAUCCGGAAACAAGUCGGUGACCGGGUGGCAUUGGUCCUGCACGGCGCGUCGGGCGAGUACUUCCACGAGGAGCUGUUCCAGAAAGUUCUGGACUGUGGCAUUGCCAAAUGCAACCUCAACGAUGCCAUGAACGACCACUUCCUGAACGUGCUGAAGGAGAAGGCCGGCAAGGCACCGUUGACGACCUUGAUCGAGGAGGGCACCCUGGCGAUGCAGAAGGCCAUUGAGCAGCAUAUGGACUGGAUGCGUUCGAGUGGGAAAGCCUAGCUGAGACGAGAUGACAUGAGAUGGCAUGAAUUGGCAUGAUAAUAUGGGGUCCUGAAUACUCCUGCCUUUUUUCUUCAUAAUCAUUGUUCUAUGCAAUAGGUGUACAAACCUCAAAAGCUGUCCCGCUGUAGCAAGAUACCGGAAUGCUC
Exophiala xenobiotica is the source of this 1249-nucleotide messenger RNA. RefSeq lists its product as uncharacterized. Gene Ontology annotation, biological process: carbohydrate metabolic process. Gene Ontology annotation, molecular function: aldehyde-lyase activity; zinc ion binding. The record is from RefSeq and is a predicted model, not a curated record. The transcript has a single exon. NCBI's taxonomy places the organism in Eukaryota, Fungi, Ascomycota, Eurotiomycetes, Chaetothyriales, Herpotrichiellaceae. The coding region runs from base 198 to 1100 and encodes 300 amino acids.